AUGUCACAUUCAUCGCAAUCAUCAUCAACAACAUAAUAAGAUACUAGUUAAACUGAAGGCAGUUAUGUACUAGUAAGCACUCUAGCCUAAUGCACUAUAGAUAAUUUAUUUGGAUGCAUGGAGAAUCUGAUUUUAUUAGCUGUUGCUCUUGUUUCUGUUGCUUACGGAUUUAUGGCUUUAAGAAAUAUUAUGAAAGAUAGAAAUUAAAUUUUAGAUUUCUGGGAUAAAGUAACUAUGUAUAUUGCAUUUUUUUAGGUAGUGAUGGCUGCAGUAUUCUUUGGAUUUUAUAAUAGUUAAAUUUGGCAUUUUAGUAUCAGAACUUUAAUCUUCGGUAAUUCGAUUUUGAUUUGCUAAAUAGUCUUCUUAAUAUAAGAAUUAUCAGAUUCUAUGAAAGCUAAUAUAGAUAAAAUGAUAAAGAUUACCUUUGGAUAUCUCUUUGGACUAUGGUUUUUCUGUGGAUUCCUUCAUAAAAAUACUCCUGAAGCUCCUUAUAAUUGCAUGCGUAUGGAUUGGAUGCUCAUUUCUGGUUCAAAUUUUAUCUUAAGCUGCAUUUAAGCAUAUGCUACUGUGAAUAUUAUUUAAUUUAUCUAAAAUUAAUCUAAGCCUGACGUUGGAUAUACUGAAGAAGGAAUUUAAAACUACUCAAAAGAUGAUUGUGAAAACAGAAAGGUAUAACUUCCUGGUCUAUUGAUAGGUGUAUUAUUGCCCUCUUUUCUAUUGUUCAUUUGGGAUUACAUCUCCCAUACUCAUGCUGAAAAGCUGAUUGAUUGCAACGAAUUCUACUUUUCAUCCAACUUUUUUACACUUAUUAUUUUUGUUUUCGUAAAAGCAAUCUGUUAUUUCCUUGGUCCUUGGUCCAUUUUCUUUGUCUUCUAUUGGAAAAAUAGAAGCUACAUAAACACUGUUUAAGAUAACCCAAAUAAAGAAUUCUUCUUUGACCGUAGAAGCGAGUUAAUAGAAAAGCAAUCCUUUUGA
Tetrahymena thermophila SB210 is the source of this 975-nucleotide messenger RNA. Its product is annotated as transmembrane protein, putative. The record is from RefSeq and is a predicted model, not a curated record. The transcript has a single exon. Lineage: Eukaryota; Ciliophora; Oligohymenophorea; Hymenostomatida; Tetrahymenidae.